This is a messenger RNA of Hansenula ciferrii, 2334 nucleotides long. RefSeq lists its product as uncharacterized. The coding region runs from base 1 to 2334 and encodes 777 amino acids. The record is from RefSeq and is a predicted model, not a curated record. NCBI's taxonomy places the organism in Eukaryota, Fungi, Ascomycota, Saccharomycetes, Phaffomycetales, Wickerhamomycetaceae. Gene Ontology annotation, cellular component: Sin3-type complex. The transcript has a single exon.
AUGACUCAGACGGAGGAGCUCCAGCCUACGUCGUCGGUGAAGCUGCCGCUAGCUGGUGGCUCAACACUGAAUUUACAAGAAUUACAAAUACAUGGUGCAUCCGAUAAACAAGAAGUGACAUAUUUAUUUCCAGAUAUAAUUGCGUUAGAUUCUAUUUGUCAAGGAGAAAAAUUACAAUAUGACUUGGAUACUAUUCGUGGAUUUGAAAUCUAUAUUGUGGAACAAUGGGCUUGUGAAAGAAAAUAUGGAACUGUUUUAACAUCAUUCACUGGUGAUAAUGAACAUGAGAUCAAAGUCGCUAAGAUAAAAUUACCUUUAGAUACUUCCAAAUGGUCUAUUAAAGUCAAUCAUUUCUUCCAAGAAAUCGCUGAUUAUGGUGCAAAACCUAAAUUAACUGAAAAGGGGUUCCUUUUCAUAACAAAUUUAUCAUCAUUCCCUUCAAAUUUGAAUUUAUUACCAAUUUCAUGUGGAUGUAUAUUAGAUGCUUGGGAGUUUUUCAAAGUUAAUGUUGAUUUAAGAAGAAUGACAUGUGGUGGUAGAUCUGCUCUGCUACUUGCAGAACCUUCAGAUGCUUCUGGUGCCAAAUUUAGACAAAUUUACAAGACACAUCCAAAAGUUGAUAUAAUGUAUGCCGUUAAGGAAUUAGUCUCAUUAGUUCAAAUAUGUCUUGUUGAUUUCAAAUUAUUAGAUCCUAAUUUUGUUGAUGGAUUAUUAUGUGAUAAAACUAUUGAAAAAAUUGAUGAUUGGUGGAAAAUGUUUGGUUCUGCUUAUUAUGGUACCACGCCAAAGGAUGGUUUAUUAGGUCCUAGUACUGUAUCGGCAAUCUUAGGGUUUGUUUUAAGUUGUCAUUUUAGAUUAGAUAUAGCUGGAUCAGACUUUCCUAAAGAACCUUUUAAUUACUUUGGAUUUAGAGUUAAUGUGGGGAAAUUUCAAAAACAGUAUAAUUUGAAAAGAACAUGGUAUUUAGAUCCAAUAACUGUGGAGAAAUUAUUUAGAGUUACAACAAAGAUUUCAAAUUCUGAUAUUUCAAAAUUGAAAAAAGUUGUUAAAUCUACUGUUCAAGAUAUUUCUGGUAAAGGUAGUUCAAUUCAAUAUGCACCAGAAGUCUUAACGUUAGAUUUAGAUAAAUUAUUAAAAUAUUUCAAUUGCAGUGCCAGAUUAAACUAUUUAUGGAACGGGAAAGGUGAUGUAAGAGAUCUUAAAGUUUUAGAUCAUCAUGAGCGUCAAUUAUACUCAUCUGUUACUGCCGCUUCAUCUGCCUUACAAACAUCAAGCUUAAGAACUGGUGUUGAUAAAAUACGGAAUUUACCAAGAAGAUUACAAGAUGAAAAUACACCAGAAAGGAAAUCUAAGGAUCGGUACAGAGAAUCUUCACAAGAUUUACAAUGUUCGAUAAUAGAUUCAAACUCAAGAGAAUCAUGUACUAGAAUUACCAAAACAUUAAAUAAAAAGAGAAAUUUAACAGAAAAUCAAAUUUUUCAAUGUGAAUUAAAAAGAAGAGCUUCUUUGCCAAUGAUCUGUAAUGAUAUAAACAUUGAUCAAAUUGAAUAUGGAAACUUACCAAUUGAUAGAAACUUAAAAGUUGAUAAUGAAAAUACUUUGAAAAGAACAAAGAGUUUUUCAUUUGUUGAGAAUUCAAUAAAUCAAUGGGAAACUUUACCAUCUGCAAAUAAUAUGGGACAAAAAAUGAAAACAUUAAAGAAAAAAUUAUAUUUACAUGAAUCAUCAACGGAUCUUUUCAACAAAAGUAAAGAAGGUUAUUCAGUUACAAUUGAUAAGGCACGUAAUGAGGCAAAUAGAUGUGCACAAUUAAUCAAACCAAUCAAUAGAUCAUAUGAAUUACAAUGGCAAUCAGAUUUAAGAUCAAGACUGAAAAUGGAAGAUAUUCAAGUACUGAGUGCAAGAUUAGAAUAUGAAAUUAGAGUUUUAUCAACAAGAAUCCGUGAUACUGAAGAAAGUGUUGAUAAUUUUGUUUCAAAAGUUGAAGCUUUAGAAAAAUCUGUUAAUCAAUCACGUCCUUGUAUUGCAAUGAGAGCAAAACAUUUACAAAAUGAUAACAAACAAAACAAUAAUUCUAAGGUUGAAUACUGCUGGUAUAAUCUCACCUCAAGGUUUGAUAUUGAAAGAUUACAAAGUCUUUGGAUGAAAAUUGAUCCUAGUUUUGGUUAUGCUAAUUGGAUUCGUGGAUGGUUCAUAAGUCCAGAACAAGAAGUUGUUAAUCAAGAAUUUUCCAAAGAUCAAAAAGAGAAAGAGAGUGAAUUAAAAAAAUUUGAUGAUAAUAAUAAUAAUAAUAAAAGAGAUAAGUUUAGUAAUGAAAAGGUUAAACAAACAUAA